Molecule: messenger RNA, 857 nt
Organism: Hansenula anomala
Lineage: Eukaryota; Fungi; Ascomycota; Saccharomycetes; Phaffomycetales; Wickerhamomycetaceae
Exons: 1
Coding region: 34-732 (232 amino acids)
Source: RefSeq, a predicted model, not a curated record
AUUUCGUUGGAACAUUAAGCAAAUAUAGUAAAGAUGAAUUUAUUUUAUCAUACCAUUUCAUUGAUCAUUGCAUUUCUAAGUAUUGCUGUUGUUCAAUGUGAUGAUGCCAAAGAUGAAGCUGCUUUAAGGCAAGAAUUGAGUAAAAACCAGGUGAACAUUACAGCAAGAGAUAGUCUCAUUCCAUUCAUAAACCACCAUAGAUUGGGUAUUACCGAUAAAGUGGCUCUGAGCAUGAUAGCAUCUUCAGACUUUGGUAUUACGCUUGGUGGUAUCAUCCCAUAUUGCACAAACGAGAAUUUUGGCCCAGUUACGUUUGGAUCGACAACUGGUUGUGUUUUGACUUUACUUUCAGGGUUGACAAUGUUUAAUGGAGCCUUGCUAAUGUUGUUUAGUGGAUUAAUUCCUGAUAAGUUUAACGGUUCAAACUUGGUGCUUGAUCCCCCUAUUUUUGAUAAUAAGUGGUCAAAAAUUACUAGAAACGCUUACCAAAGAGGUUUAGAGAUUGAAUCUCUUUACUAUAAAGGCUUAAUUUAUGAUAACGAAGAAGUUGUGUUAGAUGAUUUUCAUGUGGUAUACACGGUUGAUGGGUUCCAAAUAAACAAAUUCAAUAAUAGUGACUCUACAUAUAAAAAAGUAUCGUUUCAAGAGCAUGCUUCGUUUUUGACUUCAUUGAUAUCUAAUUUGCAAUUUCAAAAGACAUCGGUCCUUCAUGCUUUAGGCUGGUUUGAUUAGGACAAAUUUAGAUAGCAUGGAUCCCUCUUGUCAUAACCAGAGAGUAAAGUUAUUCAUCAAACCAACUGCUUUUUUUAAACAGAGUAAAGUUCUUAUAUUUCUAAUCUUUUCUAUAUAUUGCUCCC